GGAGAAGAAGAAGAAGAGUGAGUGAGUGUGUGAGUGUGUGUGUGAGUGGUGCAGCCGCCGGGAGGCUUUUGAGGAAACGACAACAGAGAGCCAUCAUGUGAAAGAAGUUAACGUGGGAACAAAACGGACAAAAGGGCUGGAAUACGAGCGGAAGAGAAAGUAAAAGGGCGUGAGCGGAAUGUCCGUGGAUGUGAAGCCUGAAGCCCCCAUGUAUGUGUAUGAGUCGACGGUUCAUUGUACUAAUAUCCUCCUCUGCCUCAACGACCAGCGGAAGCAGGAUAUCCUGUGCGAUGUGACUGUCCUGGUGGAGGGCAAGGAGUUCCGCGGGCACCGGGCCGUGCUGGCCGCCUGCAGCGAGUAUUUCCUGCAGGGGCUUGUGGGCCAGGCGGAGAAUGACUUGGUCAUUAGCCUUCCUGAUGAGGUCACUGCCAGGGGAUUUGCCCCAUUGUUGCAGUUUGCCUACACUGCUAAGCUGUUACUCAGCAGAGAAAACAUCCAGGAGGUCAUCCGCUGUGCCGAAUUCCUGCGCAUACAGAACCUCGAGGACUCGUGCUUUCGCUUCCUGGAGGCUCAGCUGCGCAGCGAGGACGAUGGCUUGCUUCCCUACCACAAGGUGGCUGCAGAAGCAAACAACUCAGAGGAUGAGAGCAUGCAGUCAGAGGUGGAAAAGCCCACCUCCCCCAGGGUGCGGCGGUGUGCUGACGCCCUUACCUCUUUUCGACGCCCCGACAAUGAUCGGCUAGCAAUGUCUAUGCCCAGCAACUUCACGGAUGGCAGGCUGGAGUUUGAUGGCCAUGGAGUGUCAGACCUGCCACGAUGCCCCAAGUACAGGAAAUACCAGUGGGCUUGCAACAAGCACAAUAAUGACACCUCGUCACACACCAGUACCUCAGGUUUUCCAAGCACAUUAAAGGAGAGCAGCGUUAGCGGGGCAGUGCCAGGUCAGGGCAGGCUGCCUUUGGCACAGAUUAAAGUUGAACCACAGGCCGAGGAAGAAGCCAUCUCAUUGUGCCUGUCAGGGGAUGAGCAGGAUGUCAGGGAUAAGGACAGUGUCACAGCUAUGGAGAUGGAUAACCCAAUAUCUCUUGAAAGAACCAAGAGAACCAAGUCUCCAUCCUGCCUCCGAGCCCUCUUCAAGAAAGGGGUGGACGUCCCCAGCCUGCCCAACACAUCACAGCAGCUAUUCGCCAACAGACUUGUUUGCCCCCAGGACAAAGGAAACUCUCAGGGAGAUCAUAAAAAAGACUUCAGUCCUUUCACUGGGGAGCUGGGUCUGUCUCUUACAUCCCCAAAGGACAUGGACGGUUUCCCUGCAGGGUUGUCCCUCAAGUCCACUUCCUGUGAUGGGGUCUGCAAACAGGAGGUCGAGCUUGACCGUCGUAGUGUCAUAUUUUCCUCAGGGGCCUGCAACCGUCUGGGAACACCAGCGCAUUCCUACCCUGGUGGGAACUCUUUGGAGAUGGAGCUCGCCGAGCACAUGCCAAAGGGCCUGUGGGCUGGAUCUAGCCAGUCUCUCCCCACCUCCCAGAACUAUUCUCCCAGCACCACCUCCACUGAGCCUCCACUUCUAUGCCGCCCAAGGCCCAACACCAGCUGCCCAGUGCCAAUCAAAGUGUGCCCACGCUCGCCGCCUUGUGAGACACGUACCAGGACUUCCAGCUCCUGUUCCUCAUACUCCUAUGCGGAGGACGGCAGUGGAGGCUCUCCCUGUAGCCUGCCCCAAUUUGAAUUCUCCUCCUCACCGUGCUCCAACGUGGCACGCUGCCUCAAUGUGGACCAGCAGGAGCAAAGCGUGGGAGGGGAUGCCCUUUUUAACCAGGUGCAGCCCAAGAUCAAAUGUGAGCAGUCCUAUGGCACCAACUCCAGCGACGAGUCCGGGUCUUUCUCAGAGGGAGACAGCGAAUCCUGCCACGCACAGGAGCGGGGAACAGAGGUGAAGCUCCCUUUCCCCGUCGAUCAAAUCACAAAUCUUCCACGGAACGACUUCCAAAUGUUGGUGAAAAUGCACAAACUGACCUCGGAGCAGCUCGAGUUCAUCCACGACAUAAGGCGGCGGAGCAAGAACCGCAUCGCGGCACAGCGCUGCCGCAAGAGGAAGCUGGACUGCAUCCUGAACCUGGAGUGUGAGAUCAGGAAGCUGGUGUGUGAGAAGGAGAAGUUGCUGACAGAGAGGAACCAGCUGAAGGCGUGUAUGGGCGAGCUGUGGGAGAACUUCUCCUGCCUCUCCCAGGAAGUGUGCCGGGACGUCCAGCUGAGCCCCGAGCAGGUCCAGAGCCUACACCACUACUGCCCCGUGCUGCGACCCGCCGACUCCACUGCCAGCAACAACGCCGAGCCUCCCUGUAGCCCCGCCGCCGUCACCACCAACAACACCACCAGCAUCGACCUCACCACCCACUCGGGCUCGGCCACGCCGGAGCCGAGCUUCCACGGCUCGCCCGGCCCCUCCGAGAGCGAGCACGACGCGGUCGUCAGGAACGGGGCGGACAGAGACAUGGACGGCCAAGACGUCGGCUUGUACACAAAGUCAGUGCUGCCCAUGGAGAAAUCCCACCAGACGGUAACAGUUGAUUUUUGCCAGGAAAUGACUGACAAAUGUACGACUGAUGAGCAGCCGAGGAAGGACUGCACUCAGUAGUGGUGGUUCUCUGUGUGUGUUGUUGUUGUUUUUUUUAUUAUUAUUAUUUAAUUUUAUUCUCCUGACAAACCCUCUGUCGGGGUUGUUGAGAUGUCAGCCUCUCCCAGUGUUCACUGAAAAACAAGCUUUGUAUGUAUUUAUGUCUGGGGUUUUUUUUGUUUGGUUUCUAGUUUUGAACGGUUGACACUAAAGUUGUCUUAACAGCAGCAAUACUGUUCUCCAGGUAUUUUCCUCGUAUCAUGACAGAGUGGGAAAUUCUCACCAAACCUUUUACAAUGGUGCUACAUUCGGCCCAGCAGCAGCAGCAGCAGCAGCAGCAGCAGCAGCAGCAGCAGCAGCCUCUGCAGUGGAAACUCUGUUUAUCAUCACAGCUCAUACAGUUAAACCUCAUCGGACCUAAACAGCCACUCUCUCUUUCUGUGUGUGUGUGUGUGUGUGUGUGUGUGUGUGUGUACCAACAGCAUCUCUACUUCUGCCUUCCUCUCACAACUCUUUCUUUUUUUCCCACUCUGUCUUUUUAUCAAUCCUCUCUACCUCUCUCUCUCUCUCUCUCUGUCUGUCUGUCUUUCUCCUCUCACUCUAUCUUAGUGGCCCCUCUCGUCACAGCAACUCAAACUCAGGAAUAAGAAAGGAAAAUAAAAAAAUCCUCUGAAUGUUCAUCCUAAUUCAUGGAAAUACAGUUUCUGUACGCGAGGAAGUUACGAUGCAGUCAGACUGUAAAAUGUUCAUAUGCAAAAGAGAAAAAAAAAACAAAUGAUAAAAAACAAAAAAAAAACACACAACAAAAACAACAAUGUCUUCAAACAUCUCACAUUUGUAUUUCUGUACAGGAGAACUGAAAACAUUCCUUCUUUGCCUUCCUCAGCACUGAAUUGAAAGAAAAGAAAAGGUUUUUGCAGGUGGUUAAAUGACUAUUUUUUAUUUCCCACUCAUCAGCAAUACCAUUGUAUUUGGGUGUUGUAACAGUGUCUGACUUUCAAGUGCUUGUUUGGCAGAAAAUGUACAUAGUCUGGAGCAUGACGACUGUAAUUGUUGUUGUUUUUAUGUACAGGUAGAGGCUUAGAUGUUUCUUUUUUUUUUCCACCGGGGUUAUAUCAAGCACCUUUUUGCUUAGGGAAAAAAAAAGAUUUUUGUUUUCUUUGCUGUUUCCUGUCCUGCCUAAUGAAUAUUCCCCCCAUCAUGGUGGGUGUUCUUAUACUCAGGAAAUGAGCUUGACACACACACACACACACACAUAUAAAGACACUCACAUACACAAACACAUGCGCCGACACACGUGUAAAAUAGACCGCCGCCCCCUCCCCGUGCAUGUAUCAAGCCAGCUCCUCCUCCUCCACCUUUGACCCCUCUUUAAAUGUGAAAAAAGGAAUUUUUUGCCUUGUGUUUCUCGGAGUAAAUCUUAUUUCUUAUCAGUAUUUAAAGAUGCUACUCGUGUUCACUCUCGCAGACAUGCUUCGGGUUUCUUCAGUGUUCAUCGCGACGGAUGCUUUCUUUCUUUUUCUCAUAUUGAUCCUGCGUAAUGUCUAACAGCGCCUCUUGACAAACACUUUGUGUUUCUAAAAAAGAAAAUCAGUAAAUUUGAAUUUAUUCAGGCACUUUGUUUGCGAGCCUCUCAGCACUUCCAUUUGAUUGUUUCCUUUGUUUCAGCAAAUCUGAAACUGGAGCACUUAAACUGGCACUUCAAAAGGAAACAUCAACUUAAUAGGAUGAUUUGAACAUACAGGAACAAGAAGAAAACAAAACAGGAUGAUGAAGACGUAUCUGGAACUUAAAUGCAAGAGGAAUCUAAUUUCUUAGUGUAAGAGUGUUCACACACCUGUUUGUAUUGCUCUAGGAUUUGAAUAAGCUCAUUCUGAAUCGAUGUGACGUGGAAGCGGCGUCCGUGGAGCCUGAGCGAUGGAGCUGCGGGUCGCGUCAGAUACAAGUGACAUCAUUGUGCGUUUGUUUGAACAUCUGCUUCGUGAUGUGCAUGCAUGCUGCCUUUAUAGCUGUAAGCUUAGUUAGUUUGCCGCGCACAGUUCUCUCUCUGGAGCCGUCUGCUUUUUAUUUUAUUUUUCCAAUAUAAAUAUAUACAUAUAUAUAUAUAUAUAUACAUAUAUAUAAAAAUAUAAAUUUCUAUGUAUAAAAAAGAUGAAUUUCCUCAACUCUCACUGGAAGCUGGCUUUAAAGUCCAAUCAGGGCUGCGCUCCGGUGCAAAGGUGGAGUUCAAUUGGACUGUGAAGCUUUGUUCGUUGCCCUCCUGUAUUUAACUUCAUAGAGAGAUUACACGACCGCGUCACCUGUGGGUUUACCACACUUCCAUGAGCCUCAGUCCCUCAGUGUCGUCUCUCUGUGCAGAAUUUACUGCAUUUACUACAGUGCUUUUUAGGGUUUAACAAUGUUAAACACAUAGACUUUUACACAGUAACAAAACACGUGCAGAUUUAUAUAUAUAUAAUAUAUAUAUUACAUGAAAGAGAUCCCCAAACUUACUUCCUCAGAAAUUAUAAUCUCUUCUUUGAGGGAGACCUGAUAACAAAAUAAAAUUAAAACAUAAAUGAAUCAAAACAGUAUAUUAAAAAAAAAGGCAAAAGGUCGACAAAUACACAAUACCAUGUCCAGCUUAGAAGUACCUUAAUUACCUUAAUUCACCAUAAAUGUAAACAGACAUUAAUUCUGUCAUUUUGAUCAUAAUUGAGAAGCCAUAUGUUGGGUUUAGAAUACAUGUAUUGUCAAUAUGUACAUUUAAAAAAUGAGACAUCAUAGGAAACAAAGAUUAUGUUUUUAAAAUGUUGGUAAAAGGGGAGAAAUUUUAUAGCUACCUGUAAAACCUCCAAUGACCACCAGGGGGCAUUCAAAUCAAAAAGCACUGUAGUAAAUACUGUGGACGGAAACCCCCUUCUCUUAAAUGGGGCUUUAAAGGUCCAAUGCAACUAUUUUGAAGUUUUACCCCCUCAUGUUUUUACUGAUGUAAAUUUUAGACUUUAAAGCCGUAGUUUAGAUUAUGAUCUGUUGUUCUCACGCAAGACGAACAUUGUAAGUGUAUUUCGUAAACCUGUCUUUAAGGACAUGGUUUCUAUUUUGUAAAGUACAUAGACCCACACACACACACACACACACAUGCACACAUACAGUACAUAUGAUAUAUUCAUAUAACACACACACACACACACACAGUGGUAGCACAGCCUGGGUGCAGAGCAGUGGUGAUUCUUUGUCGACUGGUGUAGUUUCUACGCCUUUUUUUUUUGUUUGUUUGUUUACUUUUGUUGCUUUUGUUUUUCGUUCUUGUAACUGAAUCAGAACAGUAUUUAUCCACGAGGAGAUUUCUACCAGGUGAAAGCCAGAAAUUGUAAAUGGAGCAGAAGCUUUCUUCUCUUUAAACCCUAUCUAUUUGUGUGCUUUUACUUUUGUUCGAUCUGAAAUGGAUGAACCCUGGUUGUUGUUGUUGUUGUUGUUGUUGUUGCGGCGGCGGCGAGCACAGACUCUUUGACUUGAUGUUUUUUUUGGUUUUUGUGUUUUUUUUUCUGCCCGGAGAAAAUGAAUUCAUGAAGUUUGUAAGUCUCAAAGGAAUCUUGAGCAUCUCCUCUGAUGUGCUACAUCAUCACAUCUGUGUUUACACAUUUCUAUCAUAACUGACCCCUGAGAAUACUGAAGGAUGAAGGACCAGACGUCUUUGAAUCACACUCUCCAGGCUGAAAAGCUGUUUUUAUUUUUGUAAAUCCUGACCUCCUUGCUCUUUGAGUCUUGCUCCAACACAGAAUUUAUGCUUAAACUAUAAUCCUCCAUCCAUCUCCAGCUUCAGUCGUGGGAUUAAGUCCAUGUCAGCGAUGUCUGCAUCUCAAUAUUCAGGUUUACAUCCUGGAGACAUAUCUGUCUCUUGAGAUUUCUCCCCCCACCACCACCACUCCAGUAAUGUUAACACGACGGUGUGUUGUGGCGUCGAAAUCAGAAAUCUCCAAUUAUCUCAGAGCUUUUGACAAAAUUGUGGCAAAAACUGAAUAUUGCAAGUGGGGGAAAAAAGUGUUUAUAUGUCAUUUGGGUGAACUGACACUUUAGUUUCUCAGGGCACAAAGCGCUCAGCGAUUCGCUUUUUCUCAAGAUAAAAUGAUUUUAAGAUUUUGACCACAUGGGGGCAGCCUAUUCUCACUUUGUGGUUCAAAUGUUUAGCAAAGACUUGCUUAUUUACACGGCCCACAGAAUUAGUCCCAUCAGUGAUGAAUGUAAGUCUUAUAUUCACUCCUCUCUCUCUCUUUUUUUAGCUCUGUUUUAGUCUCCACCACCUCCUGAGAUAAAGCAUAUGGCUCUUUAUAUGCUGCUACGUUCACCAGCUAACUUCCUCCAUGCAGUGUCGCUGUUCAUAAUCACAACUAUGGAUUAGUGCAACUUUAAAAUUACGUUAAAGUAAUAAUACCAGCUUUUAAAAACCACCAAAUAAUGAAUCAAAUACUUGGAUUUAGUGAAUCCUAAAGGAAUUUUGGUGCAGACCAGACUCUUUUUAUAUAUAUAUUCGUAGCCAUUACAACAGAUUUAAGUGGACAGUUUUGCUCAUCUUUUUUUGCCAUGUUUUUUUUUAGUUUAUCUUUUAUUUGUUGCUGCUUCUCUGAAACAAACACUGGCUUUUCAACUCCAAAGGUUGUUCUAUAGAAGAAUAUGAACAAAAAAAUAACAUGCCUUUCUCACAAAACUGCUCUCAAACUUUAUUGAGAUAUGAAAGAAAAACAAAAUCUGGUACCCUGGUGGAAUGUGCGCAUGCAGGCUGAGCUCAUUGAAGAUAGAAAAAGAAAAAAUAUGAAAUAUGUUUACAAAUAGGUGUCAUGUCAUGUAAGAUCGAUUCUUGCCAUGUUAAAAAAAGAAAAAAGAAAUCACUCGGUUCAAUUCGACUGGCUCUUGGUGUUGGUGUAAAAAAAAAACGAGACAAAGAAUGGGUUUUUUCCCCCUCACCUUGUCUUUAAUUCAACUUCUGGGAUGGGUUCGCAUUACAUGACUUCAAGUGCACCUCCGAUAUUUGCCUUAGUACGUGCAGAGGCCACAGUUCACAUUCAAGUGAAGUGAGUGUAUGCAGGGGCCCCGGGGCCCCAUCCCUGAGUCACCAGUGCGGACUUUCUCACACUUAUCUACCUGUGAAAUCCUUCAUACCUCUCAUAACUGGUCAAUGACUGUAUCAGCAAAAGUGCAUCAGGUGUUUUUUCUACAUGCUUUUUACACAGAUUAUAUGGAUUAUUGUAUUAGUCAAUUUUGGUGCAUCAUUUUUAAUGUAAUAGCUCUUAAGCUCGUAGUUCAAGUUGUUGUUUUCUCUCUCUCUCUCUCAUUUUUUUUCUAGAUGACUGUUUUGUGUUAAUAUUGUCGAUUCAAAAAAAUAGCUGUUAUUUGCUUAUUAUUCUCUACUAAGAGUUCUUACCUUUAUAAUUUUUUUGAAAUGCUACAUGACCCUAAUGAAUUGAAAUGACUUAAUAACCAUUGUAAAUACGGUAUUGUGCAAACCCGAUUUUCAUUAAUUUCAAUUGCUAGUGUUAUCUAAACAACUUUUUUUUGUCUAGACA
This is a messenger RNA of Solea senegalensis (Senegalese sole), 8160 nucleotides long. RefSeq names its product BTB and CNC homology 1, basic leucine zipper transcription factor 2b (gene bach2b). NCBI's taxonomy places the organism in Eukaryota, Metazoa, Chordata, Actinopteri, Pleuronectiformes, Soleidae. Gene Ontology annotation, biological process: regulation of transcription by RNA polymerase II. The coding region runs from base 179 to 2638 and encodes 819 amino acids. Gene Ontology annotation, molecular function: DNA-binding transcription factor activity, RNA polymerase II-specific; protein binding; RNA polymerase II cis-regulatory region sequence-specific DNA binding. The transcript has 5 exons. The record is from RefSeq and is a predicted model, not a curated record.